This is a messenger RNA of Guillardia theta CCMP2712, 2410 nucleotides long. RefSeq lists its product as hypothetical. Gene Ontology annotation, cellular component: cilium. The coding region runs from base 230 to 2347 and encodes 705 amino acids. The transcript is spliced from 11 exons. NCBI's taxonomy places the organism in Eukaryota, Cryptophyceae, Pyrenomonadales, Geminigeraceae. Gene Ontology annotation, biological process: outer dynein arm assembly; cilium movement. The record is from RefSeq and is a predicted model, not a curated record.
UGGAAGCGCUUGUUGCCCUGCAUCAUGGCAUGCAGGCGGUGAGGCGGCAAGUCAGGGAGGGAGGGAGCAGAGAGGACAUGGCGUGAACAACAACGAGCGAUCAGAUUAGCGAGAGAUAGAGAGAGAUGGCAGUGAUGAAGCUCACGAGGAGACCAGGAAGUCGACAGUGAGGCGGCAGUCGGAUCACUAGCGGCAGGGCAGAAGCGUCAGACAGUUUGUACAAGUCGAGAUGUCUCGACCAUCAUCAGCCCACAACGUCACGAGGAACAACAGCUUCUCCCUUGACUUUAGCCUGUGCGAUCCUCCCGUCGACAUCCUCCCUCCUUCUCCUCCUCGCUCCAAGAGCACCAUCCCGCAUGCCCCCUUCCUGUUCACCAACCUCGCCAAGAGCGCUUUCCUCACUGUCAAGUCGGAGAGGCCCGAGAGUGCGGAGUAUUCGAGUGGAAGAGACCGAGGGGGUUCACAGGCUGGAAGCUUCUCAAUGGGACGACCUCGAAGAAAGUUCGCGAUGAAGGGCGAGGGCUCGAUCAACGAUCGCUCCUUCAGAUCAGGAAGAGACUCAGCGCCACCAUACACGUCAUCCUCUUCGAUGCCCAUCAACUUGAUGCAGAUUCUCUCUCAGAGUAAAUUCAAGAGAGUGGGCAGCAGUCAAUCCAAGAUGAGCAACAGCAGGUCCUUACACAAGAAGCCAGAGAUCAGAGCCCUGGAAGCGGAGCAGCGAAGUAUCGAAGCUGAGCAGAAGGCGGCGGAGAGGCAGAUGUUUGAAAAGCACAAAGAGGAGGCCGUCGAGUACAAUAUGCAACUCACAAAGCAGUACAACGACCUGAAAAAGCAGAGGACGGAUUUAGAGAGGCAAUAUGCCCUGCUGAUCGACAGAAAGGCUGCAAUCGAUGCGGAGGCAAGGAGUGAAGACAGGAAAAGCAUUUUGCACAACGAACACAGGAUACAGGACCUAGAAGCGAAGCUCGAGUACUGGACUGAGGCGUUACGGGAAGAAGAAUCAUACACCAAGACGCUGCUGCACAUGCAGACAAGAUGCGCGUCGGAGAAGCACUCGAGAGACAUUGAGACGAUGAACUUCAAAGACCUGCUGGACAACCACGACCAUGACAUCCGAGCGUUGCAAGUCAGGCUGCAAGAGGCCAAGAAUGAACGCGACGCAGCGGAGCGCCAGGUGUCGGACUACUACGAGCAGAUGCAACUUUACAGGGAGAGGAGGGAGGAGAGGUUGGCAGAGCGAAGAAGAAAAGUGCAAAAGAUGCAGCUCAAAGACGAGGCGUUGAAGAAGCUGAUCGCAGAGGAGGAGGAGCUCGCCCGGCAAAAGAACCUACAGGACCUGGCUGCCAACAAGGAGGCAGUAGCCCAGCAGCGGCAGAAAGACAAAUUCCACUCCAGGCUAGAGGAUGCGUUCCAGAAGAUGAUGAGCAUCUCCGGGAUACAAACGCUGGAGGAGCUCCAGGACGCGAUUCUGAAUCGCGAUCAGAAGCAGCAGCAUUUUGAAACGCUGCUGGAGCACAACAAGAACCGAAUCGACGAGCUCUCAGACCUGAAGCGUGAGCUCGAACAAGAGCUGAUGAAGAUCAAGUACAGCGGAAGUGCCAACGAUGCUGAGCGAGAGGAGGUCGAAGAAGUGAUUCAACAACUAUCGAAUAUGCGACGAAAGAUCGGGGACAUGCAAGCAAAACAAUUGUUUCUCGAAUCUUUGCUCAUCAAGAUCAGAUCUGGGAUGGAAUUCCUGGCAUCAAAACUUGUUCAUAUUGAGGUGGACAGGAAGUCGCCGAAAGACGAGUCGAUGGUGGUGGUGUCGCAAGUCGAUUUGAACGCGUCCUCGGAGGAGACCAGCCUGCAGUGGACGGAGAUGCCGUCCAACGUGGAGAGCGCGGGAGACUUGAGCCUGAGCCAGGUGGUGCAGGGAGGCAGCUUCGAGGAGACUCUCAACGACCCCGAGCACAUGCUGGCUAUGAAGAAGGUGGAGCACCCGAGGUUCGGGGUCGUGGCGAUACUGUUGGAGACCUCCGACAAGCUGGCGAACGUUUACAGCUACCUCAAGAGGGUCCAGGGAGAAGUUCCGCCUCAGGAGGAGGCGAGCAUCAGGAGCCUCAAGGGAGCUCACGAGAUGCCGGUGGGGCUGAUAGACCUCAAGAACAACUACCGCCUGCCGCUGUCUCGGGUCAACCGCAGCCCCAGGAGGGCGCAGGAGGAGGACGACCAUGCGGAGACGGAUGACCGCAACGCGAUCAAGCUGAAGUCGGAGAGGAUCGUAGCUCGAAAGAAGAGAGAGCUUGCAUCUCGCUUCGAUGAGUUCGGGAAUGAGAUUGUGGUAGAGAGCAAACCGAAGAAGAAGUGAGAUAGUUACACAUGUACCAUACCUUUAGACCUUCAUUAACAACUUAAACUUCUCCGUCUAUUU